Phytomonas sp. EM1 is the source of this 1083-nucleotide messenger RNA. NCBI's taxonomy places the organism in Eukaryota, Euglenozoa, Kinetoplastea, Trypanosomatida, Trypanosomatidae. The record is from the annotation of a GenBank genome assembly.
AUGGUUUCAAAGCCCAUCGCAAAAAUUCGCCAUGAUCCUUACAGCUGUUGUUUGCUUGCUCCAGAGGAUUCUGUUCAUUCGACAAUGUCGCCAUUUUCGACAGACUCGCUGGUUCAAGGAUGUAGCCCAGAUAGCAUGUCCUACUACGUCAAUCAAACUCCUUAUAGUGGUUUGAGCACUCCCUUUGUUGAACCAAACGUUAAUUGUGGCCCCCUCGCACCGUAUCAGGCGCAGGAGGAGGAGGAACUCACAACGGCAUCGGUCAAUCGUUCAUUAUUUCGCUCCCAAGAUUUUCUCAACAACACCUUAAACCCUCUAGAAGAGGGUAUUAAUUCGUCUAAGCUUGACAAUUCUCCAAAUAGUAUGCCCUCAAAGAACAUUGGGAAGAUCUAUGUUGGUGGACGACCGCGCCCAGUCUUGUGUCGUCACUCUGUGGAGGUAACCGUUGCCCUUCGCUGCGGUGAGGCGCCAUUUAUCAUACCCGAUGUUUACGAAAUUUUCCCAUCGGAGGUAGAGAUAAGUGAUUUAGUCGGGCUCUAUGUGAUUGUUGAGGGAGACCGUGGUGAAGAUAUGGGUGUCAUAUCGGCUGUCAAUUCAAAUCAAAUCAUAACCACAGAAGCAGCUGAUAGAACACCGGAGAAGCAAAAAAACGCGAGUGGGCAUGAAAAUAACAGUAAGGCUGAAAUCAAUAUGAAUUCGCCAAGGGUGUUGCGCCACGCAAACAACCUAGACAUCGCACGCUACGAACAGCUUUCCCAGGCUGAGGAGGAGGCUUUAUCCCGCUGCCAAGAAUGUUUAGCGAGGGCCGACUUGAAAGCACCAAUCACUAUUGAGCGCGCAAUUUUCCAGUAUGAUCGCAAGAAACUUACUGUACAGUUCAAAAGUGACUCCUAUGUAGACUUUAACAUCCUUACGCGCAUGUUGCACACACACUAUAAGUGCCGUAUUUGGAUGCAUCAGCUGAACCGCAACGUCCAGAGUACUUCUAACGGUUCUAAAACACAUGUCGAGCGCCGCCAACAUGAAUCUAAAAUGAAUAUUCGGAAUAAAAAUAAUAAUAAUUGUAACCGACGUCGCGAAUAA